Messenger RNA from Venustampulla echinocandica, 480 nucleotides. RefSeq lists its product as uncharacterized. NCBI's taxonomy places the organism in Eukaryota, Fungi, Ascomycota, Leotiomycetes, Helotiales, Pleuroascaceae. Bases 1 to 480 code for a protein of 159 amino acids. The record is from RefSeq and is a predicted model, not a curated record. The transcript is spliced from 5 exons.
AUGGGUGCCCAAAAAAGCUGGGAACUUGAAGACCUUCUUAAAGAGAAGAACAGAGAGCUUGCUGAAGAGAGUACUGAUGAGGAGGAGGAGGGUGAGCUAGGUAUAGCCAAUCAGGAGGAGCCUCAGGCUGAGGAGGAGCACUUACUCUCUGAAUUAAAUAAGAGAGUAUUACGAAAAGAGUAUAAAGGUCAGCUGACCUGUAUUCAUUCCCCUGGGACUUUGAAUAAGCUCCAUAGUCAGGAUAUAUACUCCAACCUUCCCAAAACAGGCGCGGUACACAAAAAGGACUGUAUUACGCUUAAUAAAGCUGUUCAGUUAUUUAAUAAUCGUGGUACUGUCUCUGUACAACAAGCUGCAGGUCGUACUAGUAGCAAAAGGAGGAUGGAGCCUCAAAGGGAGGCUCAGGCUGUACGGGCGAAAAGAACAAAAGUGGCUUCAGUUAAGGCUAAGGCAAUUCAGGAGGGUAGGGCAGGAACCUAA